GGGGGCAUCAGCGCAACACAACACACAACAGCAACAACAAAACUCCCCGAAAUUCGAUCUCGUUCUGCCACCAACAAGCAGCAGCAGCAGCAGCAGCAAAUGUUGUCAAUCGAGAGCAAAGUGCAUGAAGAGCAAUAGAGUGUGUGGGAUCAAAAUAUAGUUUUACAACGCAUACAACAACGGUGCCGUACCAACGCGGUGACUCGAACGCGUUCGCUUUUUCUGUGUGAGGCUGUGUGGGCUGGUGUGGCUGUGGUUCCGUUUAUUCUGGCCGAGCAACAGGUUAGGCAGCAGCAGCAGGCGCAUUGAGGCAAACCCCCCUUUUCUGUGAAGCGAAAAGAGAGAAGAAAAAAAGAACGAUCGCGCAGCUGAAAGGGGUUGGAAAGAAAGUACGCGAUUUCCGCGACCAAUUUGUGAUGCAAGUGUCGUGCCAGUGGGUAACAAUGCAAUAGACAGUGGGGUGCAAAUUUCGAACCAACGUGUUCGUGUGCUUCGAUUCCGUCCACCCAAAAGGAUCGUGAGCCUCCCACAGAAAGCGUACUGAUCGUAUGAGGGGCAUAACGCGCAGAAGAUCACCUCUCCAGAUUGAUUUUGCGGAUGUUCUUGGGAAUAGAGCGUGAUCCUGGAAAGAGUGUUUUUCCUUAGCUAAAUCGCGAUCGGAAAAAGGAAACAAAUAAGUCUGUUUAACUUGAGUCAAUUUGCAAUCUUGAGGCGGAGGAAAAUCCCUUCCGUUGAACAUUAACGUAAAGCGAAGAAGGCUCCACCGAAAAGAAGGGAGAAGAACCAAGGAAGCAGAAGAACGAAACAGAGACAACCCUCCCUCCAGUCCCAGACCCCCCUCUUCUCCCCGCCCACCCGUGCGUCCCCUGGACGUCUUGUCCAAAUCGUCUUCCAACUUCUCAUCCGCCUGCUUUCUUCGCCUUCGCGUGGAGUCGUGCUGCUGGCGGACGUGUAAAAGCGAAACAGAGCUGCCCCGCGUAGUGUGAUCCAGCUGCCGUCGAACAAAGCGAGAGCAAGAAGGAGAAAGAAGGAGAAAGAUCGCCCCGGAAAAAAAACGAAGAAGACGCAAGGGGCAAACUCGCACCGCGCUCACUGUGACUCGAAAGCGAGAGCGAGAGCGAGAGGGAGAGAACGAUGAGAUGCUGAAAUGGUGUUGUGAAUGCUACUACACAAACAUUGGUGAAUUGUGAUUUAUUUCCAUUGAAGUGCAACAAAUUGCGUUCUGUGUUAAGAUUUACGGGCACAAAGUGCCAAAAAGGGACCAAAAGCGGCCAACCACAUCCAGGAAGCAAACGGCGUGAAAGCAAAGGCUGUUCGCGUUUUGACAGUUCACAGUUCUCUCGCGACAGGCUCCAACUCACCGCGUGAGACGUGAGUGGCUUGGGGGGCUUACUCACCACUCACUCACCACUCAGCGAGCCGUCGCGAUCGUCACUUUUCGCGUAUGUUUUGUUGAUUUGGGGGUCAGAAAAAACGGACAGAAGUUCCAAAAGGAAAAGGUGGACGCAUCCCCGUCAGUCCGUGUGAUCAUUUUCCGUGCCCGUGAAUUCAACUACAACGUGAUCAUUUGAUCGGUGCGCUUGGAGCAGGGACUCCCCUCGUCGUUGUUUGGUUUACUUCUUUCCUUUUUCUUUCUUUCGCCAACCGGGAGGGAUCGCGAUCCCACAAACGCUGUCACGCUGAAAAAGUUAGUGCAAACCCGUCUUAAGAUGAUCCGUGAUCCUGGCGGUACAAGCCCGAACGAGAAUCAAGAUUCUCCCCCUUCGCCCAAGUAUGAUCGGAUUCUGGGGCGGCCGCCACCCCCGGACGAUAUGGAAAUUCCGCUGGACAUGACCGUUCGGCGCAAGGACUCGUCCGAUGGGCAGGGAUCGCCGACGGGCGCGGAUCAGUCGCGGGACGAACCGAUCAAUCUAAACGUGCGCCCGAGCGUCAUUACGAAGGCACCGCCACCACCGAUAAAGAAGCGCAUUAGUCACAUGCACACCAACGGUGAGAUUGUGCUUAAAAGUAGCGUGAGGACAACGACCGCCACCACCGUCGAAUCGGCCCCGAUCGUGAACGUUUCCUCCACGUACUGUGAUGUGUCGAUCGAGGAACACUUCCGCCGUUCGCUCGGCCCUACGUACAGCUCGAUCUACGGCGACAAGCACCAGCAGCAGCAGCAGCAGCAAUCGUCUUUGAAUGUGUUGAACAACAACAUCAGCACGGGUGGGACGGGACCGCCAUCGUUUGUCCCCGAUUCGCCGGUGCAUCACGUGCCACCGCAGAAGGUGCACCCACUGCCGCUUCCGCUGCUGUUGCAAAAACACAGCAUGGACACGGGCGAUUCGUUACCACUGACUGUCACCGGUCCCCCUGGUGGUGGCGGUGGGAUGCGAAACCACAGCAGCAGCAGCAUCAGCUCCAGCUCGUCCGUCAGCUCGAACAGCAGCAUAUCGAGCAGCUUGAGCAAUACCAGCGGCAUCAGCAGCGGCGGCAGCAGCAGCAACAACAACAACAACAACAACAACAACAAUAACGCCAACCACAUCAGUAUCAGACCGCCGCUCGGUGCGGGGAUACGUGUGGUGGCGCCCGAAACGAUCGAGCUGAAGCUGUCGAGCGAUCCGGCCCCGCCGGUACCGCUCGUGCCGGCCACCGUCAUGCCACCGUCGCCCGGUGCUCCCUCGUCGGCGGCCAGCGUAGCGGCCAUCUCGCUCACCUCACCGAAACACUUGCACCAGCAGCAGCCCCCGCCGGCCAUCUCGCCGGCCUCACUCACCACCACGAUGUCGCUGUCAUCCUCCUCGCCGGCCUCAUCGCUGGCAUCAUCACCUGCGCCGUUCCAUGCAACGCUGCAGCAGCAGCAGCAGCAACACCAACAAAAGAGGCCCGACUCUGGCGAAGAGGUUGACGAUCAUUUCGCGAAAGCGCUCGGCGAAACGUGGAAGAAGAUCCAGGAAAGCAAUAUGAAUUUGUGAGCAGACGGCGGCGGUACGCCGUACGAAGCUGCGGGAGACAAAGCUCUCGGCCGCACUGAAUUUGUUUGUUAAUGCGAAAGCUGUGAAAGAGGGGUCAUCUGUCUGACCUGCCUGCCGGACCCGGCCCGACCUGGCCAUUUGAGGCCAUCUCUCGUACAUUUGUUUCCUUUUUUCCCCGCACACAUUAUUUUUGGUAUCGUGUAGUUCUCGCCCGGUGUUUUUUAGCAACUAAUGUUAAGUUCCUUUCUUGCAAAAACGGUGAGAAAAUCGUUUUAAUUUGUGAUCGAUCGUUUCGGCAGCCAGAUUGCUUAUUUAGGGUGCUGUUUUUGCGCUACAUGUGUUGAUGGGCCCUCCCUGGUGGGAACGGGAAAGAUGUUUUUAAAAGUGCUAAAUCCAUCCAUCUUUCCCUCCCCUGUUUUGUUCAACUCAGCUGGGCAUCGUGCACAAAAGCGAAACAUCAGCAUGGAAAUAGGGAAAUAAGGAGUAUGUUAGACAGAAGAGGAAUAAGUUCGGAUAAUCGACCGCUUCCGUGCUGUAUAUUUAAUAGUUUGACUAUUUUCUUCACCAUUUCCCCCGUUUUUUUUUACAUUUACCCUGCUGAGGGUAGUUUGCUGCUCCCAAAACACACACAUACACGCACAUGCAUACACAUUUCAUUGACUUGUUUAAAACGAGUGCAUUUACUAAUUCCUUGUUGUUUUGUUUUUUUUUUUAAUUAAAUGUAUCAUUUGAACGGAGGGAACAGAUCCACAUCGGCGGUGUGGCGUCCUUACUUUACUGUUAUUAUAAUAUUUUAACUAAAUCAAGUUUAAAAACUAUCAAACAUAAAGGGGAAGAAAUAGUUCAGUUCAGAGCGUAAAGGUAGUAAGGUGUGAAAUAUUACAAAACACAGAGUCCCCCUAUGUGAGGCUAUGGGGCUUUUGUAAAAGAAAUGUAUCGCCAUCAAGCGUAUUGUUUUGCGUAUUAGUGCUCUUGCUCCAAAUAGUGGGGGAAGCUAAAUCUAUAAUCAAAUGUACUGCAUCUUCCACUAACGCGCGUGCUGUUGUAACCCUUCUAAGCAAACCUGCAUCUUUGUUGUGGCUUCGCCCGACGUUGGCUGAAGAAAGUGAGUUUAGAUUGUAAUUUAAAUUGCAUCUAAACAGAUUUGUUGUGUGUAAGGAGAAGGCACCGUUAGGGCAAGGAGAGAAGCAAAAAAGCAAUUGCCUUCUUUUUUUGUUUGAAACAAAUGUUAAUCCAGUUUACAACUAACCAGUAGUACACACCGUAAUUGUUCCUGUUCCGCCAGCAAAGGCGCUCAAAAAGAAAAGUAAUCCAACACGACACGACACACACGUAGUUCGUUUGCUGUAGUGUAUUCUCAUUAACUCGUAAGGUCCGUAGCCAAUACUGGGCGGUUUAACUGUACCGAAAGAUUGUUGAAGGCAGUGAAGCUACGAUUGAUCGUAAUUCUCGUGCGGCUCGAAGUGAUAUAGCAAACUAUGAUGAAAACGAACCGGAUGUGUCAAAGCGAAUUGUUUUGCAGCUUCGCGUUGGUGUUUUUUUUUUAAUUCCUUUAUCCUUCGAUUCAGAAACCCUUUAAGCGCAUAGGUUGUAGGGUUUAUACUAAUCUUGAUAAUCGUGUACUGCCACAAGUGCGGCUCACAAGUCCUAUAGAAUGUAGUUUGAAGAAGAAAAGAAAAACAGGAAGCGAUCUCCAAAACCUCUUCCUUUCGUACUUGUAUGUGUGAGUGUGUGCGUGUGUUUAUAGUAGUGUAGUGUAAUAAUGUGUGUGUGUAAUGUACUAAGGACCACAUGUAUUCCCUCAAUAUCCGGCCCCCGACGUGCUUUGCUUUGCUCUGUCUGAUUGUUAUUUAAGUUUAGUUGUUCACGUUGUCGUUCCUUCGUCGGGUACUGAUUUCGAAUGGUGCUAGAACGAUUUCAUAUGCCAUCUAAGCACCGAUAGGAAGCCAGUGCCCGUCAGGAUUAUGCCCCUGCCCCGCUAUACGCUCGCUAGGGAAUGUUGCUAGCCAGAAGUGCAUCCCCAAGAGAGGAGUGCAUCCCCAAGAGGAAUGUAACUUCAAAGUGCACUUGUUGAUGAUGUAUAUUAUGCAAGUACAGAUUUGUUCUAUAAGAACGCACACAUACACUCGCAAGAAGUGUGUCCACGAGAAGGAGUUUUAAUAGCACCGAACACACACACACGCACACACACACACAUACACUUUUUUUUAAAUUGUAAUGUUUAAGCGAAGGAGAAGCUAGAUGUUUGUUUUAAUCGAGAAAAAAACUCAAUCCCCUCCAGAGAAAAGCAAUGAAAUUGAAAAAAAAUCAAAAUUUUUAUACGAGUUCCACACACACAACGGCACACACGUGUUCGUGGUGGAACAAAACGGAAAUGUUUUUUUUUAACUAUAUUUAGCCAUGUAAGUCAAACUGAAAUCAAACUAUGUAACGUUAUGAAAUUAUUAAGCCCAUUUACGAGCGCAGAUGUUUGUGUUUAGAGACUGCUAGGAGAUGAUCUAGGAUCUAGGCGAGCAGGGAAGGCUCUCUCGAUCGAGCAGUAAAGGAGAGGCAAAACGCUAAACACGAUGAUACAUAUUUUGUGAUAAAGUAUAAAGUGUACACUAACGGCAAA
This is a messenger RNA of Anopheles arabiensis, 5574 nucleotides long. It is a transcript of the gene Tgi, whose product is annotated as dual specificity protein kinase splA. Gene Ontology annotation, biological process: negative regulation of DNA-templated transcription. NCBI's taxonomy places the organism in Eukaryota, Metazoa, Arthropoda, Insecta, Diptera, Culicidae. The transcript is spliced from 3 exons. Bases 1710 to 2960 code for a protein of 416 amino acids. The record is from RefSeq and is a predicted model, not a curated record. Gene Ontology annotation, molecular function: transcription coactivator binding.